Molecule: messenger RNA, 598 nt
Organism: Protomyces lactucae-debilis
Lineage: Eukaryota; Fungi; Ascomycota; Taphrinomycetes; Taphrinales; Protomycetaceae
Exons: 3
Coding region: 41-304 (87 amino acids)
Cellular component (GO): MICOS complex; mitochondrial inner membrane; mitochondrion
Source: RefSeq, a predicted model, not a curated record
CCAAGAACAUCCAUCAAGGCGACGCACUCCUCACGCAAGCAUGUCAUCAGAGACCAAGGCCAAGCGACCUAGCGAAGCAAUCCUCAACGACAAGUGGGAUCUUGCUCUUUCAAAUGGCAUCGUCAAAACCGGUCUGGGUUUCGGAGUUGGCGUGGUCGCUUCUGUGAUUCUCUUUAGACGGCGUAUGUGGCCAGUCUUUACGGGCAUCGGUUUCGGUAUGGGACAAGGCUACGCAGAGGGCAACCAGCUCUUCAAUCCGCUCCUCGUGCCCGGUACCAAGCUCGUCAGCAACAAGAAGGACUAGUCAACUCUGUCUACACUCAUUCUAUGCAUCUUGGCGUGUAUUGCUUAGAGUCUAAAUGUCCAUGCUGUGGUGAUUCGACUGAAGACUGCUGAAUUGACCUUGCCAAUUCCCAGUCUGCCUUGGACGUUUCCUGCUAAUGAGAUGUGCAAGAUUGAAUGGAUCCUCGACCAGCUCUUCUGACGAUUCUCGAGUGCGUUUGCUUGGCUGCAAGACUGUCUGAGUAGCUGGAUGGAAGAAACGGUCGAUGCUCUCGAGAUGCGAGCUGCAAGAGGCGUUGUCCUGUAUUGAGCGGAC